AUGAGCGAAAUAAAUGCAGCAAGCGACGACGAAGAAAGCUACUACGACGGCAGCUACGACGAGGAUUCAGAUGAUUUCAUAGACAUGGAUCAAGUGCUCCAACGGCGCUCAUCGCAGGCGCUGCUCGACGACAUGCUACUGCAGGAUUCGACGAAUGACGAGAUAGCUGAUGAAGACGGAGACCACGGUGCGCGGCUGUCGAUACUGCAGAUGCUCCUUCGCAAUGCACGUGCCGGAACUGGUCGACAUGUAUUCGUGAGCGACGACGGCGAUGGGUUAAUGUGGCAGGCGCGCAUGCCCGAUAUGUCACAGCGAUACGUCCCCACACCGUCAACUACCCAGCCUGAGGGAGUCAAGCUGGCGCAAAGUGGCAUGUUCGGGUGCACACGCACGCCCGUGUCCCUCCAAGGGAGCAUAAGGAAUCGGACACGACUGCAGAGUCGAUUACGGCCGGAAUAUCUCGCUGUUGUGCCUAACUCGAGUGGGUGUGUCGUCGCACGCAAUAACGCACCUGUCUACUCCGGCGAGCACAGCCGCGAUGGCCAGCUCUUUUAUACCGCCGACAGGAACUUUAACAUUAACGUUUACAAGCCUCAAGAGCCUCUGCGGGCACCUCACUCGGGCAUGCAGGGCGAGGAUGAGUUUUAUGUCGAGGAGCAUGAGACUACUAUGGGCUAUCUUGCACGCGUCUCCGCCAAUCCCUCCGGAUGGACUGUGACGGAUGCCAACCUGUCGCAUAACAAGGAAUGGCUGGUAUAUUCGCGCAUUUCGCCUGUAGCUCAUCUUGUCAACCUAAACAAUCCCGCCCAGCCUAUCCCACUGUCGUUCAGCGAUGACGGCGCAGAUGACUACGGGUAUGGUUAUGGAAUAUGGUCUGUGAGGUUCUCUAGUGACUGCAAGGAAAUAGUCGCUGGAGCUGCUGACGGCACAAUGUAUGUGUACGACGUCGAAGCGCGCAAGAAGCUCCUCUCGCUCGAGGGGCACAUGGCGGAUGUAAAUGCGGUUUGUUUCGCUGAUGUUUCCUCCAACAUCUGCGUGUCGGGGUCGGACGAUUGUGUGGCCAAGGUGUGGGACCGACGUGCAUUGACGAGCCACGCAAAGCCAUCGGGGGUGCUAGUUGGACAUACCGAGGGCAUUACGUAUGUGUCUCCGAAAGGCAACGAGCGAAAUGUACUCACCAACGGUAAAGACUCCUCUGUGCGUAUUUGGGAUCUACGGAGAAUGGUGAGCAGUGACGAUUUCGACGAUUCCGAUAAAGUAGCCCCACCGGAAAACUUCAGUAUACCAGGUUACGAUUAUAGGAGUUCAUUCACACCCAAACCCGCGUACGACGCUCAUCCACAGGAUCACUCCCUCGUUAGACUACAGGGUCACACUGUCGCGCGCACCCUCAUACGCGCUCGCUUCUCCCCGGACGAUACCACCGGUGGUCGCUAUGUGUAUUCGGGUUCAGCUGAUGGGAAUAUUUAUAUCUGGAACGUCUCUGGUGAGCUAGUGCAGGUUGUUGAUCGUAAGAGUGCAUUGGAUAUGGUGGAUGCGAGUGGCGAAUUUAACGAUCCUAGCGCACCUGAAGCGGCUGGUGCGAGUGUCAGAAAUACUUCUGCUCCUGCUUCCGGUCGCGCUCGUGCCAGGCGCCCUAUCGUUCGUGACGUCAGCUGGUCACCGACUGACGCGAGCUUGAUGAGCACGGCCUGGGAGUGGGAUGAAACGGGCUCAGUGGCCCGGCAUGAUUGGAAGGACCUCAACAAACUCAACUACUCGCUGGAGAGUUGGGUGGAUAUUGAGCGCGCAAAUGCCGAGUAA
This is a messenger RNA of Wallemia ichthyophaga EXF-994, 1803 nucleotides long. Its product is annotated as LEC14B protein. The record is from RefSeq and is a predicted model, not a curated record. The transcript has a single exon. Gene Ontology annotation, molecular function: protein binding. Gene Ontology annotation, cellular component: Cul4-RING E3 ubiquitin ligase complex. The coding region runs from base 1 to 1803 and encodes 600 amino acids. Gene Ontology annotation, biological process: proteasome-mediated ubiquitin-dependent protein catabolic process. Lineage: Eukaryota; Fungi; Basidiomycota; Wallemiomycetes; Wallemiales; Wallemiaceae.